This is a messenger RNA of Pecten maximus, 3090 nucleotides long. RefSeq lists its product as uncharacterized. The transcript has 14 exons. The record is from RefSeq and is a predicted model, not a curated record. Gene Ontology annotation, molecular function: SH3 domain binding. Bases 161 to 1258 code for a protein of 365 amino acids. Lineage: Eukaryota; Metazoa; Mollusca; Bivalvia; Pectinida; Pectinidae. Gene Ontology annotation, biological process: signal transduction.
AGGGUGGGUGUAUAUCGACGAGAUUAUGCUAUAAAUAGAUACACUAUAUACGGGUACGUCAUUCCUACUUCCGGAUUUACCACCUGCAAACGCAGGUUCGGCGAUGGACAUUUACCUCGUCACAGCAAGUUUUCACAUCUGAUGCAAAAUGUAAUCUUUAAUGAUGAGUGACGGGUCAGAUAGCAGUGAUACAGGGAAUUUAAGGGAGAUAAAGUUCUUAUCAACAAUAGGAGCUAAAGACUUAUUAAAGCUCGGACAUGUAUCAAAGAGCGGGUGGCUGAAGAGGAAGACACAGCGUGGAUCACAGCGUCUGUCGAUUGGCGCUAUUGCAUGGAGGACCUUGUACUGCUGUAUAGCAGAGGGGUGUAUGUACCACUUUGAAUCAAAUACAUCGAAGAAUCCGAAGACAGCUUUUCCACUUACAGGGUAUAACAGGUUGUGUCGGGUAGAUAAUCAACAGCGAGACCAUUGUUUCGAGAUACAGCCCCCAUUAGGAGACAACUCGCUGAAGACGUAUAUGUUCUCAUGUGCCAAUGCUGAUGACAUGCUGGACUGGAUGAGGAGCAUAUACGAUGCUCUGCUUGUAGGAAAUUACCAGUUGCCUCCCGAUAAACACGUGCUAAUCAAGUUUGGAUUGUCGGAGACAGAGAAGCCUGUUUUGAUGGAAAGUCCAACCAGCGGAUACACCAACAUAGACAAGUUAAAGGAGGAUAAGACAAAGAAAACAAAACCGAAAGUUGACCGCUACAAUCCCUGGGGACAAAUAUUCGAUGGGUCCACUCCAAAGGAAACGUCUGGUGGAAAAAUGAAUAAAGAAACGAAGCAGAAGAAGAAGCCUACGAUGGAAAGUGAUGAGCACGUGUAUGUAAAUGAGGCUGAAACAAGACAAUAUGUGAAUCAACGUGGAAUUGUGGAUGAUGAGGAAGAAGGCGACGAUGAGGUUGCGGAGGAGGAGGAGGAGACAGAGAUGGAGGACUACCUGUUUGAUAGUUCUGACGGCAAUGCUGCCCGAGCGCAUCUGAAGGACAAAGUGAUACAGACGUUCCUGGUACGCAACUCGAGGGAACAAGGGAGGAAGAUUUUGGUGGUUAAAAGAAGGGAUGAAUGCAAACAACACGUCAUCAACAUAAGGGAGGACAUUUAUUGCAUAGAGGCAGCAGCCCAGUUCAGAAGCCUGAAUGAACUAAUUGAAUAUUACAAAAAUAAUGAGUUAUGUGGUUCUUGUAUUGGCAACGGCUACAAAUUCUACGAAUGUUGAGUGAUAGACUUCAUGAAGAAACAUUAUUGGGUUCUUGUCUUGGUCACGAGUAUUCGUAAACGAGGAUUGUUGUAUUUGCCUCGAUAAUAAUGGACUAUACAGUGUUAUACAUUUGUACUUUUUUGUACUUUUCGGGACAUAUUCUGCUGUGCGCCUGGUGAAAUGGGCUGUGUUUUACAUACAUAUGUAAACAAAUGUACACAUGCAGAUAAUGUUUUUUUUUUUUAAUUCCCAUGGUGCAAACGAAUUUUAUAUCCCUGUAAAUACGAUAGUAUUUCCCAUUUUAUAUCUGCGAUGAGUAUUUAGAUGAUUGACACAUUUACAUCACCAUACUUGUUAGCAACCAAUUUAAGUACCUUAACACUCAAAUCAUGACCGCGGAUAAUAUGCGAAUUUUCAGUCUCUUAAAGUAAAUACUGGUGCUUUUAUCUUAAAAUGUUUCAAUAAUCUUUUGGAAUGUUUUAAAAGUUUCCGUUAAAAGGGCAUUCCUUCGUUUGAAUACAGUUCAGAUCGUCAAAAUUAAACUUACUGGAAAAUAUAUAUAUUUUCCAAGUAGUAAAAGUUAUAGUCUUUAAGUUAAUAAGGCAGUUUUACUAUCAAUAAAAACCGAAGUUCUUCGAGUAUUAAGUCCUGACAAUUCUUAAUUCGACCCGAAGUAUCAGUUAUUACCCCAAAGACUUACAGUAUUUGCAUACGAAACGCCUUUUUCUUGUAGGCACAAACACAAUAUAAUAAUCGUUCGGAUAUAGAUUUCACCAAUAAAAAUUGUGCAUGUUUCUGAUGUCCGAAAGAAGGAAUGCCCCUUUAAAGUUCCUUAUCGUUUCCGCAGAUUUUGAUAAUUUAUCGCUACCCAUAACUACAUUGUUUGUCGACAUGUACAUGUUUCCAGGAGGCAAAAUGCGUGCGUAGAGCUAUAUUGAUUUGUGUUUUUUUCACAGAUGAGUAUGAACAAUGGUAUUAUCAUUGUCUACUGUUGUGUUUUGUAUAGCACUAUUGUAACAUAGUCUAAGAUGUUACUUUAUGGGAGUACUUUGCUAAAGCCCACUCUAUGCUUUUAUAUGUUAUGGGUGUGGUUAUAGUCUUAACUUGUGUUGUUACAUAUCUAUUUUGAAAACGUAUUCCAUUAACUGCUAUAAAAGUACUAUAAUUGAUGUAUUGUCUUUUUAGAGUAUAAUUGUCGCUAGUGUUUCUGUAUAUUCUAUUAAAUAGAAGUACUAUGAUUGAUGUAUUGUCUUUUUAGAGUAUAAUUGUCGCUAGUGUUUCUGUAUUCUAUAAAAUAGAAUUUACAUAGUGAUAGUUAUAGUACAUUAUCAUACAGAAUAUAAACAAAUAAAAACAAUAAAGGUCUUUUCAUUGUACCUCUUCUGUGCAUAAAGACAAUAAAAAUAAGAUAGGAAAUAUGGUUAGAAAUGUGCAUGGUUCCAAAGUGCCUGAAUAAUUUAUUUGCAGUAUUGAGGAAAAUUCACAUCGGCUGGUAAAAGAGAUUUUGUUAAUAUACAGCGAUUCUAUCACAAGUACCAAUUUUAAAAGUGUUUAAUGAACUGUUGCACCUUUUACUCUGAAAGAAAUACCUUCUAUCUUAAGGUCGUCACGAUUUUCUUUUAUAACUGGAUCUGAAUUAUUAGUAUCUAUGGGUUAUCUCGUUUUUUUCAAAAUGCUAAAACAUUUACCAUUUUUUCCCCGCAGGAAAUACCAGUAAUAACUUUGCAUAUUAAACGUGUUAGCUUUAAAUAUUUUAUUAUUUUCGUAAUAGGAAAUAAAGCAUGCAAACAUUUGGCAACGUAUUUCUCUAGUUUCUGAAAUACGAAACUAUUUUGUUUCUUAAAAAUUGU